Alnus glutinosa is the source of this 2355-nucleotide messenger RNA. Its product is annotated as alpha-L-fucosidase 2-like. Gene Ontology annotation, biological process: carbohydrate metabolic process. The transcript is spliced from 10 exons. Bases 1097 to 1774 code for a protein of 225 amino acids. Gene Ontology annotation, molecular function: alpha-L-fucosidase activity. Lineage: Eukaryota; Viridiplantae; Streptophyta; Magnoliopsida; Fagales; Betulaceae. The record is from RefSeq and is a predicted model, not a curated record.
UUCUGGGUUUGGCUGUUUUGGUAAUGGAGGAUGGUGAGUGGGUUCUGGUGCGGCCACCGGCAGAGAAGGAACUCUGGAGUCCGAGUUUAGAGGAUGCAGAGAGUUCUAAGCCUUUGAAGGUUACAUUUUCUGGGCCGGCGAUGCACUGGACCAAUGCGGUUCCUAUUGGGAAUGGGCGGCUUGGAGCUAUGGUUUGGGGGGGUGUGGCAACAGAAACUCUCCAGCUUAAUGGCAGGUAGUAAUAAGUAAUGGUUAUUUUAUUUCAAUUAUUACGGAGAGGACACGCUCUGGACUGGGACCCCAGGGAACUAUACCAACCCAAAUGCUCCAGAGGCACUAACAGAGGUCAGAAAACUUGUUGAUAAUGGUGAGUAUGCUGAAGCCACUGCAGCAGCGAUCAAGUUGUCAGGAGCACCUUCAGAUGUUUACCAACUUAUUGGGGACAUCAAGCUUGAAUUUGAUGAUUCGCAUGUUACAUUUGCCGAAGAAACUUACUACAGAGAGCUGGACUUGGAUACUGCAAACAGUAAGAGUAAAAUAUUCUGUUGGUGAUGAAGAAUUUAUGAGGGAGCAUUUUGCUUCCAAUCCAGAUCAAGUGAUUGUGUCAAAGAUUUCUUCAAGCAAAUCAGGGUCUCUGUCAUUUACAGUGUUUUUAGACAGCAAGUUACAUCAUACUUCACAAGCACAUGGAAAAAAUCAGAUAAGAAUGGAAGGAAGUUGUCCUGGAAAAAGGAUCUCACCUAAAGUGAAUGAAAAUGACAAUCCUAAAGGAAUUCAGUUUUCCGUGAUUCUUGAUUUAAGUAUUAGCGAUGGCUAGGGGGUGAUACAGGUUUUGGAUGACAGGAAGUUGAGGGUGGAAGGUUCAGAUUGGGCUGUGUUGCUUCUUGUGGCUUCAUCUUCAUUUGGUGGGCCAUUUACUAAGCCUUCAGAUUCUAAGAAGGAUCCUACUUCAGAGUCAAUCAAUGCUUUGGAGUCAAUAAAAAAUUUGUCAUACUCUGACCUUUAUACAUCAUUUGGAUGAAUAUCAGAAUCUCUUUCAUUUUCAUUGCAGCUUUCAAAAAGCACCAAGAGCCUUUUAGGAAAUAACUUUUUGAAGAUGAAGAAAGUAAUGUCUUCUGUAACUAAUUCAAAUUUCAAGGAAAGUGAAGCUGAUUCCAUUUCAACUGCAGAGAGGGUGGCAAACCUGCAGGGUAUAUGGAACAAGGAUAUUGAACCUGCAUGGGAUGGUGCUCCUCACUUGAACAUUAAUCUUCAAAUGAACUAUUGGCCUUCCCUUCCUUGCGACCUUAGUGAGUGCCAGGAACCCUUGUUUGAUUACAUUUCUUCUUUGUCAAUCAAUGGGAGCAAAACUGCAAAAGUGAAUUAUGAAGCAAGUGGUUGGGUUGCCCAUCAAGUGUCUGACAUAUGGGCAAAAACAUCACCAGAUCGAGGUGAGGCUGUGUGGGCUUUAUGGCCAAUGGGAGGAGCAUGGCUUUGUACCCAUGUGUGGGAACAUUAUACUUAUAAAAUGGACAAAGAUUUUCUAAACAAUAAGGCAUAUCCUUUGUUGGAAGGAUGUGCAUCAUUUUUGUUGGAUUGGUUGAUUGAAGGCCGUGGAGGAUAUUUGGAAACCAACCCAUCAACUUCUCCGGAGCACAUGUUUACUGCUCCAAAUGGUAAGCCUGCCAGUGUGAGCUACUCAUCAACCAUGGACAUCGCAAUCAUACAAGAAGUUUUCUCUGCAAUUAUUUCUGCUGCUGAGGUUUUGGGAAAAACUGAGGAUUCUCUGGUUUGAAAAGUCCUUGAGGCUCAACCGAAGCUACCACAAACAAAAAUUGCUAGAGAUGGUUCCAUUAUGGAAUGGGUACGCUAGUAACUUGAAUUUAAUUUCUGAGCCUUUUUCUGCAAGGCACAAGAUUUUCAGGACCCGGAUGUGCAUCAUCGACAUGUAUCACAUAUUUUUGGUCUUUUUCCAGGGCAUACAAUUAGUGUUGAGAAAACGCCAGACUUAUGUAAAGCAGCUGAUUAUACCCUCUAUAAAAGAGGAGAGGACGGUCCAGGAUGGUCAACUACAUGGAAAAUUGCGUUGUGGGCUCGUCUUCAUAACAGUGGGCACGCAUACCGGAUGGUCAAGCAUUUGAUUAACUUAGUAGAUCCAGAUCAUGAAAGUGACUAUGAAGGAGGACAAUAUAGUAACUUGUUCACUGCACACCCCACUUUCCAGAUUGAUGCUAACUUUGGGUAAGCCACAAAGUUAAUAAUAAAUUCCAUUCCCUCAUGUUUAUUGUUGCACUUCUGUAAGUGAAUUUGGGAGUAGGAGCUCAGAUACUGUAAUCAUUGACAAAAACAUUCGCUUAUUGAGACAUGAGGCUUUCC